AUGCCGACAUGUAUUUCAAUAGAUAAUUGUGUAUGCCAUUUUUCACCGUUGCGGAGUGAUAAGCCAGUAAUAUUGCAUAAUGGUCAGAUGGUGAAAGUGGAUUUGGGUGCACACAUUGAUGGUUUCAUUGCGACGGCAGCACACACUGUUGUUGUUGGUGCUUCGGCGACCGAGAAGAUAACUGGAACGAAAGCAAAUGUGCUGAUGUGUGCGUAUAAUGCAAUGGAAGUGGCGAUGAGAAUGUUACGACCUGGUUUGUACAAGAAUAUGCAAAUUACGGAUAUGAUCGAUAAAAUUGCUGCCAUUUAUAAG
Anisakis simplex (herring worm) is the source of this 312-nucleotide messenger RNA. The record is from the annotation of a GenBank genome assembly. NCBI's taxonomy places the organism in Eukaryota, Metazoa, Nematoda, Chromadorea, Rhabditida, Anisakidae.